AUGGCAAAAUUCCCAUAUUCUUCCCGCACCAGGAUACAUGGACGUCUCCCGCGCACUCGCGCUCGGCUCCUCGCUGAGUCGCUGCUCCUCCCGAGUCCCGACUCCGAUGCCAAUUACUACGACAUCGAUGACAUCCUCACGGAGGAUGAGCCUAUUUCAGUUGUUUUCCAAGUAACUGCCAAUGGUGUUGGCCUGCUAGAUCCUGGUGCUGAAAGUAACUGUGUCGAAAAGGGUGCCAAGGUGGACCUCCCAUUUUGGCUUGCUCAUGGUCUGCUAACUCUGGAACAAGCGGUGUCAAUAAAUCCACCUCCAUGCUUCACACAGAGAACUUGGAAGGAGAUCCAAGCUGAUGCAGCCUGUGUGGAUUUGAGGGUUCUUUGCCCAUACUUUUAUGAGUUAGGAUGCAAGAUUGUUCCUUUUAGGUACAAAGAGGUUCUAAGCAAGUCUCACAGUUCUUCCAUGAUGACAAUGCCCAAAUUCGUUCCACGCUUUACAAAAGAAGAAAGUCGAGUGUUUGAAUCUGCUAGAGAAUCGAUGGCUGCUUUCAAGAAAUGGCGAGCCGGUGGAGUGAGGCUGCAGAAGGCUUCCAUUCUUGGCCGAAAGAGGAAGACAAAGCUGCAUGAUGGACAACCUACUCCUUGA
This is a messenger RNA of Miscanthus lutarioriparius, 642 nucleotides long. Lineage: Eukaryota; Viridiplantae; Streptophyta; Magnoliopsida; Poales; Poaceae. The record is from the annotation of a GenBank genome assembly.